CGGUGGGAUGGCCGGGGCAGCGAGGAUGUUUUCUCAGAUUCAUUCUCGAGCGUGUGGACUCGUCAUCGACUGUUUGUUUUGUCGAUGGGCCUGCCUGCCUGGUUGUUUGUUUGUGGAAGAGAUCCAUGUUGGGUCGGGAUAUGGUUGUCGACAGGCAGGAGCUUCAUCCUUCUCCGCGAGAAGGGCACGAGGGAAAGACCCUUGCUGGGUGGACCGAGGCAGCGAGAAUGUUUUCUCAGACUCAUUCUCGAGGUCCAGAUGUCUUGCGUGGACUUCGUCAUCGACUGCUUGUUUUGCCGGUUUGCCUUCCUGCCUACUGGGCUGUUUGUUUGUGGGUAGUAUCCAUGUUGAGUCUGGAUGCGGUUGUUGGCAGGCAGCGUCCUCAAGAUGGGCAUGAGGGGAGGGGGCCUUGGUGGGAUAGCCCAU
Messenger RNA from Aspergillus steynii IBT 23096, 426 nucleotides. The record is from the annotation of a RefSeq genome assembly. NCBI's taxonomy places the organism in Eukaryota, Fungi, Ascomycota, Eurotiomycetes, Eurotiales, Aspergillaceae.